Messenger RNA from Penicillium waksmanii, 642 nucleotides. RefSeq lists its product as uncharacterized. Lineage: Eukaryota; Fungi; Ascomycota; Eurotiomycetes; Eurotiales; Aspergillaceae. The coding region runs from base 1 to 642 and encodes 213 amino acids. The record is from RefSeq and is a predicted model, not a curated record. The transcript has a single exon.
AUGGUUUCAACACCGACCAUCUCGUUUUGUGACCUAGUCACAGAUCUACUCCAACGAUUGUUGAAGACCUGCAAAAUAACUCGUCUCAUUGUCUGCGGUACCAGAACCGAGUUUCUCGUUCAACUCUCUGCGACCAUCCGAAAUCAAUCUACCGACCCGAAUGCUGAAUCCAGUCAUGAUCUUCUUACAAAGACAAUCGGACUACUGGCCAACUCGAGCAAGAUUCAAUUAGCGUUUUGUCCUUCACUGGAGAGCCUUCGAGCAUAUCUUGCGGUCUUUACUUCGGUACAUGGUGCCACCAUGGAAGAGGAAAAAUUGGAGAAGCCGCAGGUUCUUGCAAUCCUGGAUCUCGUGGCUUUACAUGCGACAACGACCGAGUUCUCUGCCCAAGGACUAUCAAGAACACUUGCCACUGCGGUCGAGACUGCAUCCCGCGCAGAAAUUGAUUUGGUUCUCUGUGAAUGCACUAAUGCGGUACACCCUGCAAGUUCUGACUGGGGUUCAAGAUUAUGGGAUACGCAAGUUCCGCUACUUAAUGGGUCCCUACGAAUCCGCAGCGAAGACGGAGGUUGGGGCGGACGUGGUUUGCCCAUUAAACAAGUUGUCGAGCGCUGGUUUGAGUUUGACCAGAACAAUACAUAA